Messenger RNA from Gigantopelta aegis, 1128 nucleotides. RefSeq names its product FMRFamide receptor-like. The transcript has a single exon. The coding region runs from base 1 to 1128 and encodes 375 amino acids. Gene Ontology annotation, molecular function: G protein-coupled receptor activity. The record is from RefSeq and is a predicted model, not a curated record. Gene Ontology annotation, cellular component: membrane. Lineage: Eukaryota; Metazoa; Mollusca; Gastropoda; Neomphalida; Peltospiridae. Gene Ontology annotation, biological process: G protein-coupled receptor signaling pathway.
AUGGACUCUCCCAUUGAGGUAACCCUGCCGCUCGAACUCCCCCCACCGGAAUUCAUGAACAUCACAUUUCCACUUGGCCUCAUCCCCGAGAGCGACGGGUACGAGCAGUUCUACCUGAGAGCGAGGUUCAUCACCGGACUCAUCUUCUACCCUGUCGUCUGCCUGAUCGGGCUCAUCGGCAACAUCCUCAGUAUUAUCGUCAUGUGCCAAAAACAGAUGACGUCAUCAACUAAUGUCUACCUUCUUGCCUUAGCCAUAUCGGACUGCAUCAAGAUAAUCAGCGACUUUCUGUACUUCACCGUCAUUCUAUUGUUGGAGGUCGACUUCCCGAAAGGCAACAAGGCCUUUGGAUUUCUCUAUCCUUACGCGCACUAUAUUUUUAACACGUCGCUGUGUAUAUCCGCCUGGCUGACGGUUUCGGUGGCGGUGGAGCGAUACAUAUAUGUGUGUCAUCCGACAAAGGUGAAAGGAUACUGUACGAUUUCUCGUGCCCGGACUAUUUCUACGUCGGUUUUCGUUUUGAUGAGUUUCCUCGCCAUCCCCUACGCGAUGCGAUAUCGGACGAUCGAGCACAGGAACAACGUGACCGGCGCCAUACACUACAUUCCCCAGGUGACCGAUUUAUGGCAGAACCAGAUGUUCUCGAAGACGUAUACCUGGCUUCAGAACUUUCUUCGCUCCAUCAUCCCCCUCUUCCUUCUGAUAGUGCUCAACACGUGCAUAAUCUACGGAAUUCGCCGAUGUCGAUUCGGAAGAUUCAAAAGCAACCGCCGGUACCGCAUAACGAUCAUGCUUGUUUUUGUCAUUCUCGUUUUCCUCGUGUUUAUAACCCCAGACGCCAUUAUGUCGACGUUUUUCGGGUUCGGAUAUUACGAGGAGAAAUUUCUUCAUCGUGGGGUUCGUGAGAUUACGGAUCUGCUGCUGCUGGUGAAUUCUGGGACGAAUUUUAUCAUCUAUUGUAUUUUUAACACUAUCUUCUGGAGGAGUUUUGUGUUCUUGUUUUGCCGCCCCUGUUGUUCUCGGACGGAUGAAGGUUCUCAAAUCAGACGGUUUUCCCUUCCCAGCAGGGCGGUCGUCGUCUCAAUACGCAAAUCAGGGAAUAGGCAUGAACUGUAUGCAACUGUAUGA